CUCUCUCUCUGUCAGUAGGGUAAUGAGUGAGGAGUGGAUGGAGGGAUCAGUGAUAGGCAGGCAGUAGAGGAGUGAGGAGGUCUGGAGAACUCAGCAGAGGAGCAGCGGACUCAGGUGAUAAUGAGGCUUUAAGAGGAGUAAGGGAUCAGCUGCUGGAUCUUCUGAGGACUGAAGAGUCGAUUUAAAGACAAUAAGAAGAUAAGAAUAAGACAAUACAUCUGAGAGAAGAGUCAAUCCAUCAGCUCCAUCAGUUUGGGAAUAAACUUUAUGGACGAUGCCCGUCUUGUCCUUCCUCCACCUCGUCCUCGUCCUCCUCCCAUGUCCCGUCUUCCUGAGCGGGGACACCGCUCUGGUCUCCGUGUCCCAGCGCGUCUCCAGAGACACCAAACCCCAGUCCAUCCGGGUGGUGGUCUCAGAGCCGUGUCUGCAGGGUGGAGACCCCUGUGAGCCCAGCGAGGCUAAAGGGAAGGAGGUGGAUCUGGAACCGGGGGCUCCUCUGGUUCUGACCCACCGGAUCCGGCUGGUUCCGAGCUCGGGGUCCGGCUGCGGCGGCUGCGAGGGGGACUUCGCGGCUCUCAGGGCUCGUCUGGAGAGGCUGGAGAGGGAGGUGUCUGAGCUGAGGGAGAAAUGUGGAGGUCCGGAGGGAGGAUGCUGCACCUCCCAGCAGAGUAAAGGAGCCGGAUGCACCACGGUCCAGCCACCGACAGACGAGUGUCCGGACGACUGCAGUGAUCAGGGACGCUGCGUGGACGGAAAGUGCGUUUGUUUCCCAGGAUUCAGUGGGCCGGACUGCAGCGAGUCCGACUGCCCGGGUAACUGUAACGACAAAGGGAAGUGCGUGGACGGUCAGUGUGUGUGCGAUCCCGGCUUCACCGGUCCGGACUGCUCCCAGAGCUCGUGUCCUGGGAACUGCAACAACCGAGGGCGGUGUGUGAACGGGAAGUGUGUGUGUAACCCCGGCUUCUCUGGUCCGGACUGUUCCGGUAAAUCUUGCCCCAAAAACUGCAGCAACCGUGGCAGAUGUGUGAACGGGAAGUGCGUGUGCGAUACCGGAUUCACCGGCCCAGACUGCUCGGCUCGGUCGUGUCCGAGAAACUGCAGUAACAGAGGCAGGUGUGUGAACGGGAAGUGUGUGUGUGAAGCCGGAUUCUCUGGUCCGGACUGUUCUGAAAGGUCUUGCCCUGGAAACUGUAACAAUAAGGGCCGGUGUGUGAACGGACAGUGUGUGUGUGACGCUGGGUUUUCUGGUCCAGACUGUUCCGCCAAGACGUGUCCUGAUAACUGUAAUAACCGGGGACGGUGUGUGAAUGGGAAGUGUGUGUGCGACGAGGGGUACGGCGGUCCGGACUGUUCUGAGAGGACCUGCCCCGGAAACUGCAACAACAAAGGCAGGUGUGUGAAUGGUCAGUGUGUGUGUGACCCCGGUUUCACCGGUCCGGACUGUUCCGAGAGGACCUGCCCCGGAAACUGCAAUAAUAAAGGCAGGUGUGUGAACGGACAGUGUGUGUGUGACCCCGGUUUCGCCGGACCGGACUGUUCCGCCAAAUCCUGCCCUAAUGACUGCAGUGACCGAGGUCAGUGUGUGGACGGUGAGUGUGUGUGCGAUGAAGGUUUUACCGGUCCGGAGUGUUCCGCCAAAUCCUGCCCCAACGACUGCAGCAACAAAGGCAGGUGUGUCGACGGCAAGUGUGUGUGUGACGUGGGCUUCACCGGGCCGGACUGCUCCACCAAGACCUGCCCUAACAACUGCAGCAACCGUGGCAGGUGCGUGAGGGGCAGGUGUGUGUGCCGGCGUGGAUUCACCGGACCGGACUGCAGCGAGUGUGAAGAAGGGUUGACGGGACCCGACUGUGCAACAGCUCUGACGGGAGUUUCUCGUCUCAGUACGAGAGACAUCACCGAGUCUUCCGUCACUCUCUUCUGGACUCCUCCCUCUGUCCAGUACGACACCUACUACAUCACCUUCACCAGUAAGAAAGAGAGUGAUCAGAAGAUCGAGACUAAAGUGAGCGGUAGACUGACCACCUACACUCAGGUAGGGCUGGCGGCCGGACAGCAGUACAUGGUGACCAUCAUCGGAGAAAAGGACGGCAAGAUGGGAACCGAGAGCACCACAGAGUUCCAAACCCUGAUCUCCGGACCCAAAAACCUACAAGUAGUGAAGACCAGCACUACGUCUGUUAUCGUCCAAUGGGAGCAGGCGCUGGGAGAGAUCGACAGAUACAUCCUCUUCGUUUCGCCCAAUCAGACAGAUGGAUCGGGGCGGGGCAGGCAGGAGAUUAAGCUGCCGGCGGAGAGAGACUCCGCCCAGAUUGAGGGUCUGGAACCCGGUCGUCUGUACGAUAUCUCACUGGUUGCUGAGAAAGACGGAGCUCUGAGUCUACCGUCCACAACCCAGGCCACGCCCGGAGCCACCACAAAAGAAUUACCCAGGAUGGAAACUGUGACCAUGGAACCAUCAUUGAGACAUGACGACAGUGAUAGUAAGAAGGUGGAGACGAAGCUAAACAGGACUUCAGGACCCUUUUUGAAGAACCAAAAGCUGAGGAAGCCUCAUGGAGCUUCAGAUCCAGGAAGAUCCAGGAAUAUCAGUAUGUCCAGACCAACAGGUCAAGGAACACCCAAUCGACCAGGUCAGAUCAGGCCUGGCAAUCAACCUGAUGUAAUACGACAGCCAAAUGGUGGCAUGACGAGAUUCAAUGGCUCAAAGUUGAAUGAAAGAGGAGGAAGAAUAGGUCCAUAUCCUUUGAGGAGGGACCCUUUGGGAAGAUACUCAAUUGAGGGGCCAAGAAUAAAGAAACCAAUUAUAAACCAAGAGUCUGGACAAGAGCAUACAAUUACCAAGUACAGCACAACAACACUGGUAAUGAAGACCAGUCGUGAAGAGCUAAUGGACAGAGUGGUCGGAAGUCCUGCUGUAAAACAUGACUCUAAAGGUUCUCUUUCGCAGAGAGAAAACCACCCAACAGCCAGUGUUUUAGAAAAGCCUGCAGAUUUGAAGACAGUCCCAGAUUCUUCUCAGGUCAGCCCUGCAACAACUGAAGAGCCACAAGAGCCAACCAUCACCACCGAGAAGAACCUCACAGCUCAUAUCAAUGGGACAAAAUGUGUCAGAAGGGUCUUGGUUGGGCAUAGGAAGAUACACUUCAAUGGGUCAUCAGGUGAAAAAACAGUGACGAAAAACUUGACGGUCAUAGUUGGUCAUGUCAAUGGAAACGACCUUAUUCAAAAGCUCCUUCUAGGCAAUUCCGAAGGUCUUGUUGAAGAUGUUACACCAUCCAGUAUUGAACAAGCUAAGCUUCUACAAGAAGAAGGAAUUGAAACAGGGACAAUUGUGGACAAGCAGAGAAUGAGUGUCACUUCAUUGCCAACAAGCUAUACACCAAUUGAGUCAAUUUCAGAGAAAUUUAGGAGUAUGAGCUCACAAAGUGGAGAAACAGAAGAAACAGAGGUUGAGAAAACAGAUUUUCCACUCAUUUCUCCAUAUUCCUCGCCACCACCUUUGCCUUUUGCUCAAGCCAUCACAAUGUCCCAAACGAUUCUGCUGCCACCCAAAAUACAAAAGGGCAAACACCCUACUAGAGACUCUUCAAAGAUGCCUCCACCACAAAGAAGAUAUCCAACCAGACCAAUAUCUUCUGGUUCAUCAACCUCUGGGAUCAAAAAGGCACCCAUAACAUCAGUAACAUUUAAAGAUAGACCUCCAACCACAAAUGACCACGUAGUCCCUUCCCCUUCGCCUGACCCAUUUAGACUAAACAAUGACGACUCAGAAAGUAAAGAAGCAACUGUACCUGUACAAAUAGACAGUGAUCCACCAGAAUUAACCAAAUUACCAGAGGUGGAGUACAGACCAAUCACAGAUUCAGAAAAGACAAUCGAAAGAGGUGAAGGAGGAAUGCCUAAAAAUGAAUCGACAAAACCAAGAAAUGGGAAUUUACCUCCAUACCGCCGCACACCAUUCCGAGGUACAUUCCCUCGUAGACCGAACACUUCAUUCCAAAACCGAACCAGACCUAUACUGAGGCCUCCACAGUUUCCCAACAGGAGUCCACCACUGAGACCAGUCCAAGAGCCAAGAGUCCCAGACCCAGACAACAUCCCUGUUACGCAAACUACUGGCAGCAACCAAGCAGAACCUGAAAUCAAUGGUCAAAGCAGUCAAAAUGGCUUGAAUCCAAAACAAACCUUCAUAUUUCGAAGAAGGAACGGUUCAGUCAUCAGACCUCCACCGAACCUUCACAAACAGCCUUCACAAAAGUCAAAUUCCACCAAUAUUCAUAGCAGUAAGCUACAAACAAGAGGCAAAGACUCCAAUGUCUCAAGAUUUUCAUUGGAGAAAGAUGCAAGCAGCAAAGCACCUACAGUUGGACUUCCAACAGAUUUCACUCUCACAACAGACAAGCCUUCAGUUCCAACUAAUGACAGAUUUCAAGACGUUGCUGGAGAGUCAGAAGAUGGAACUGAUCGCAUUCUGUCUAAAGUUAAAAGCAGAGAUAACAUCACAGUUUGGCAGACUGUUCCCCAUGACCAAGUCAAGCCUGAAAUCAUCAGCAACGGCAGCCAAGGCAGCUCAAAUCGCAACCUAAGACCUGCUCUCACGGUUAGAGGUAAAAAUGGAACUUUUGUAAGACUUCCACCUAAACAUACUCAAAUAAAGCCAAUAAAACCAAAAGCUACAUAUGUUCACGGUGUCCGACAAGGGGGUAAAGGGAUGAAAGACUCAAUUUCUGAUCUUUUAAUAGACAAAAAUGCAAGAAAAGACCCUGAACCUGCUAUUGUAACAGGCAAAGGUCCAAGACAAGACCCUGAACCUGGACUUGUAACAGAAGAACUUACAAAACAAGGCCAGAAAACUGGUCUUGAAACAGAUGAAGAUGCAAGACAAGACCCUAAACUUGGUCUUGUGACAGGCAAAGGUCCAAGACAAGACCCUAAACUUGGUCUUGUAACAGGCAAAGUUCCAGGACAAGACCCUAAACUUGGUCUUGUAACAGAUGAAGAUGCAAGAAAAGACCCUAAACUUGUUAUUUUAACAGAAGAACAUAGAAGACAAGACCCCAAAACUGGUCUUGCAACAGACAAAGGUGCAAGAAAACAACCAAAACUGCCUCUUAUAACAGUAAAAGUGACAAACCAAGACUCAAGACUUUCUACCAACAAAACUGUCAGUAAAUCUAAAGGAAUGUUUGAGUUUUCGGAGUCAGAAGAUGGAAUAGAUCAUGUUGGAGUUCAGAAUGUAACAUCAAGAGGAUUUCUUGUCAUAUGGGCUUCACCUAGAGGAAUGUUCCAGAACUUCGUAAUCAGCCUAGGAGAACGCGGGAAAAGUGGAAGUGAAGAAGAAGAGGAAGAUAAAAAAGAGGAAAGUCCAAAUGUUCUCGGUAGUUCAGUGGAUUCCCACAUUGUGAGCUUGAAUAGAAGUGAUAUUGGAGUUAUUAAGAAAUUUACCAAAGUUCUUCCAGGUUCUGCUCGUUCCUACCCAGUCUCUGACCUCACCCCUCAGACCGGCUACUCAGUGUCUCUUUUCGGAAAGGGCCCUGGAUUACGGUCCAAUAUUCACAGCUUCAUCAUCAGCACAGGUCCGGAGCCUCCUUCAAACCUCGUCUUCAGUGAGGUGACCGACAGCUCUCUAAAAGUGUCCUGGACCAGACCCAAGAGCCCAGUGUCCGGGUUUAAAGUCACAUAUACACAUGUAGAAGAUGGAGAGCCUAUAUCCGUGGCGGUUGACGGUUCAGACUCCACCCUGCCUCUGUCGAAGCUUUCUCCCGGCUCUUCUUACGAGGUGAGCGUGAUAUCGUUGCUCGGACUGGACGAGAGCGACCCGAUCGACGGCGUCGUCCUCACGCUGCCCGACCCGCCGACUGACCUCAGGGCCAUAAAUGUCACGGACACGAAGGCCCUGCUGCUGUGGAGACCGGCUCUGGCCACCGUGGACCAGUACGUCAUCGUCUACGGCUCCGAGGAAGUUUCUGGCUCUGAACAGACCGUUAAAGUGUCGGGUAACGCGGCGGAGCAGCAGCUGCAGUCUCUCAGAGCAAACACUAAAUACACCGUCACCAUCAUCAGCCAGCUGGGAGAACACAAGAGCCCAGCCGCCAUCACCAUCUUCACCACCACCAGCGGCUCUGGUGGAAGAGGGGAGGGGCCUCGCGACCUGACCGCCAGUCAGGUGACCCCACGCACGGCCGUGUUGUCAUGGAAACCACCUGCUUCAGCCGUGACGGGCUACAAGCUGACGUACUUCACAGAGAGCCAGGAGAUGAAGGAAGUGAUCAUUGAACCUGGAAUCACUGAGUAUAAGCUGACAGGGCUUCACCCCUCAUCCACCUACACCGCCCGACUGCAGGGUCAGAGAGGAGGAGUCUACACUACAGCUAUCUCCACCCAGUUCACUACAGGUACCCUGCGGUUCCCCUUCCCCUCGGACUGCUCUCAGGAGCUGAUGAACGGGGUACGAGAGUCGGGGGUGGUGGAGAUUUUCCCUCGUGGGAAAGAAGGAAAACCGGUCCGAGUUUACUGUGAUAUGGAGACUGAUGGAGGAGGCUGGACGGUCUUCCAGAGAAGAAAGGAUGGGAAGACGAACUUCUUCAGGGGUUGGCAGGAGUACAGUAAGGGCUUCGGGGAGCUGGAGGGAGAGUUCUGGCUGGGCAAUGAGCUUCUCCACAAUCUGACCAUGAUGACCCCCAUGUCCAUGAGAGUGGACCUGAGGUCCGGAUCUGAGUCCGUCUACGCCGCCUACUCCACCUUCUCUGUAGACACCAUGAAGAGACACUACACCCUCCGAGUGUCGGGGUAUUCAGGAACAGCAGGUGAUUCUAUGACGUAUCAUGACAGACGGAAGUUCUCCACGCGAGACCGAGACCCCCAGCCCUUCAUCACCCGCUGCGCCAUGUCCUACAAAGGAGGCUGGUGGUACAAAAACUGCCACGAAGCUAAUCUCAACGGCCUGUACAAUACACACACCGACCACCAGGGUGUGAUCUGGACCGCAUGGAAAGGGAAGGACUUCUCCAUUCCAUUCGCUGAGAUGAAGCUCCGCCCAUCCUCCUUCAACCCCCGGACACAAGGAUAGACAGAACCAGGGAGGAAGAGAAGAGGAAUAACACAAAACACACACACACACA
Astyanax mexicanus (Mexican tetra) is the source of this 7124-nucleotide messenger RNA. RefSeq names its product tenascin-X. The record is from RefSeq and is a predicted model, not a curated record. Lineage: Eukaryota; Metazoa; Chordata; Actinopteri; Characiformes; Acestrorhamphidae. Gene Ontology annotation, molecular function: protein binding. Bases 275 to 7072 code for a protein of 2265 amino acids. The transcript has 18 exons.